Xiphophorus hellerii (green swordtail) is the source of this 2295-nucleotide messenger RNA. It is a transcript of the gene nog2, whose product is annotated as noggin 2. Gene Ontology annotation, biological process: negative regulation of cell differentiation; dorsal/ventral pattern formation; negative regulation of BMP signaling pathway. The transcript has a single exon. NCBI's taxonomy places the organism in Eukaryota, Metazoa, Chordata, Actinopteri, Cyprinodontiformes, Poeciliidae. The record is from RefSeq and is a predicted model, not a curated record. The coding region runs from base 928 to 1563 and encodes 211 amino acids.
UCUGACACUUUGUACCGGCGGAGGCGGAUAUUUAACUUGGGACUGCGCUCCUCUCGCUGCAGACACACACUCCUCUCGCACACAGUGAAAAGCUCCGGCGCAAAGACUCCUGCAGAAACCCGGUAGGAGCUUCUGUAAGCGGCAGCAGAGAGCAGAGGCGCCAGGAGGAAGGGGGAGUGCAGGUCCCUCAGGAACCCGAAGCGCUCCAGAUUGUUGUGGAUUGUCUCAUCAUGAGUUGCAAUUGUUGCUUUUUCUCAGAGGAUUCAGCAAUGCUGCAUUCAGACAAACUCUGAACUCUCAUUUUCAAGAUUUUUUUUUUUGUUUGUUUCACCUGAAACCACAAAUAAUAAUAAUUAUAAUCUACAAGUUGGAACAUCCUCUGGAAAUAUGAAUGGAUCUUAUUUGUUGAGCUGAGCUUGCGGACAGCGAGUGCAGGGAGGAACCCCGCAAUCAAACACCGCAUGUUCGCGGGACUGCGCGCGCUGCUCCGGGACUAUUUGGCAAACAUCGGCGCGUCAGGCGACUUGAAGCGCGAGCCGUGCGUAAAAAUAACACCCAUCUCCAGCUGGUGACAGUCAAAAGUUGGAUUUUGCUCCUCAUUCAUUCCAUGUUGCUCUCCUCUCGGCCGCUGUCAUCGCCGUUGCUUCCAGUGGCCCCCACCCCCCCAAAAGGGUAACCAUGACAACCCGGAGAAACCCAAAGUGAAUCCAGGGAGCGGGGUGAGGCAGGAGCCAGUUUGAAUACUGAAGUUUUUGCGCUUUUUUGUGCAAAUCUGAGCUUCAUGUCAUCCAAACACAACCGCCUCUAGCUUUGGACUGAACUUAUGAAGCCUUGCCUUGCAGACAACUGAUUAAUUAUUGCCCCCCGCCCCACCCCUUCCCUUCCCCUUACCCAAAAUAGAGAAGAGCCGGCACCAAGGAGGGAAUAAUGGGCCUCUCACCGACGCUCCUGGUUUACGCUCUGGUGUGCGUUCACCUCGGAGUCUCCCAGCAUUUCUUCCGCCUCCGUCCGCUGCCCAGCGAGCACCUCCCCGUCCCCGACCUGAAGGAGGACCCGGACCCGGAGUACGACCCCCGGGAGCAGGACUUGGUCGAGAAGCCGCUGCGGAAGAAGCUGGGCAGCCACUUCGACCCCAACUUCAUGGCCAUCAGCGCGCCGCUGCCGGUCAACCUCACCUCCCCGGACGCCCAGUGGAAGCCGCCGGGCCACAUGCCCAACGAGAUUAAAAAGCUGGACCUCACGGAGACACCCUACGGGAAGCGGUUAAAAGUGGGCAAGAAAGCGCGGAGGAAAUUCCUGCAACUUCUGUGGACCUACACGUACUGCCCCGUGGUGUACACCUGGAAGGACCUGGGCGUGAGGUUCUGGCCGCGCUACAUCAAGGAGGGGAACUGCUCCUCCGAGCGAUCCUGCUCCUUCCCGGAGGGCAUGUCCUGCAAGCCCGUCAAGUCCAUCAGCAAGACGUUCCUGCGGUGGUACUGCCAGGGCUUUCUAAGACAGAAAUACUGUACGUGGAUACAGGUGCAAUACCCAAUCAUCUCAGAGUGCAAGUGUUCGUGCUGAGUUUACUCCAAGGAAGCGGACUGGAAAUACAGUUUCAAUUGCACUGUUAACUCUCUACAGAGGUGGGCACCAUAGCAGAUCUAUUUUUUUAUAUGGCAUUUAAGUGAAAUACCAACAAUGUACAUAUUUAAGGGAGAGAAAAAAAUGCAGCUAUUUUUUCUAACUGAACUUGGACCAUAUUCAAACAUUGUUUUGUUUUUGUUUUUUUCCUCCAGGAGCACUUCACGAGGAAGAGCUUUUUUAUAUAAAUCUAUUUUUAUGAGACAUUAAUGAAGGAAUUCAUAAUAUGCUACACUUCUCCAAGAGGUGACCUUUUUUUCCGUCAACUGAACAAUGAUGCUGUUUGUUAUUUCAUUGCAAUGCUGCCUAGAGUUUUUGUAAAAUAUUAAUAUCAAUAUUAAUUAAACUGUAAAAAAGUUGAGGUUAAAGAUAUAUAAAUAUAUAUAUAUAAAUAUAUAUAUAAAGGUGUGAACUCAGCUUUUCUUUUUUUUUGAAUACUUAGUAUUGUAGGAAUAAGCAAAUCUGUAUGUUUUAUUUAUUAUUUUAACGAUUUGUGAGUAUAGAGCAUAAGGAAAGAGAAUAGCAGAAUAUUACCAGAAGAAAAAUAUGGAAGAUGUCUACUUGAAUAUUUCUAAAAGUGACAAAAAAAAAGAAAUAAAGAAAAAAGUAAGGCAUAUCAGUGUAUAUGUUAUGGUUACACGUGUUAGCAAUAAAGUCUAUCUUUUCAACGUG